GUCAAUGGUCGACAAAUCGAAAAAUAUCUUUGUCAUCGGCAGUUUUUUAGAAAAGUGUCAUAAUGAGUUCUGGAAUGCCUGAAUUAGGCUCCAAGAUAAGCCUAAUAUCGAAAGCCGAUAUUUGCUACGAAGGCCGGCUCUUCACAGUUGAUCCUCAAGAAUGUACCAUCGCUUUGGCUAGCGUGCGAUCGUUCGGAACUGAGGACAGAGAGACUCAAUUCCCUGUGGCUCCUCAGAGUCAGGUGUACGAUUACAUCUUGUUCCGUGGAUCUGAUAUUAAGGACAUCAGAGUCCUCAACAAUGUGCCCUCUCUGCCCAACGACCCGGCGAUCGUGCAGAUGUCCGUGCCCGCUGCGCUCGGGGGCAGCGGAGGUCAGAGCCAGUACUCUGGCCAAUUCAAUCAUCCAGUUGUCGGACAACCCCAAUACCCGCAGUACCAUCCAAUGACGGGUUUCGGGGGCAGUGUGCACCAACAGCUCAACAAGACCAGUGAGUUAUCUCCGCAGACGUCUGUGGAUCUCCCGCAACCUGUGACGGCUCCCAUCGGAUCAGGAGUAAUACACCACAACAACCAAGUUAAAGACCAAGGCUCGAUGCUGGACCUGAUUGGAGGUGGUGCUCAGAGUGGUUCGAGGUCUGCUACUCCUGCUGCUUCUCACAGCCCUACGUCUGAUCAGGGCACGCAGGCGGGCUCUACUGCGAGCGGUUCAGGGCAGCGCGAGAGCCGUCGGGGCAAAGCGCCCGGGCCGGCGGCGCCGCGCGGUCGGCCUACGUCGCGCACGCGUCAGCGACACCCCAGCGGUGGGCAGCCCCCGCAGCAACCACAGCAGCAGCACCAUCAGCAGCAGAACCUCAAUAACCACCAGCCCGGAGAGCAGAUGCAGAACAUUCUGUUCUCAGCGCAAUACAACCGCGGUGGCUGGAGAGGUAGGUCGCGCGGGCGCGGCCGCGGAUUCGUGCCCCGCAACAAGAAUACCCUCAAGUUUGAGAACGACUACGACUUUGAGCAGGCCAACACCGAGUUUGAGGAGCUUAGGAGCCAGCUGGCCAAGACCAAGAUUGUUGAUGAGGUUGUCAAGCCUGAGGCUGUAGCCGAGGGUGAAGUGGACAAGAAGGAUGAUUCUGGCAACGAGACCGGCGCCGGCGAGCCUGAGGUAGAAGAUGACUCCUACAGCGGAUACGAUAAGAAGAAGAGCUUCUUCGAUAACAUCUCGUGCGAGGCUGUUGAGAGGUCAAAGGGCCGCAGCCAGCGGACUGACUGGCGGACGGAGCGCAAGCUCAACUCGGAGACGUUUGGUGUGGCUUCCGCGCGUCGCGGGGCGUGGCGUCCGCACGCGGCGUGGCGGCAUAACCCCCACAACCCACACAACCCGCAUAACCAGCAUAACGGACCGCACCAUCCUUGGUGGAGGCCAAUGCGCGGCGGGCGCGGGCGGGGCGCGCACAACACGGGCCGGCCGCAGCGCCCGCAGAACGCGCCCGCACCCCCCGCCACCGCUGCCGCCGCCGCCGCUCAGUAGACCUCAUGUAUAUUAUGCCAGCCAAGUAGAUGUGUGAUGCUGAGUGUAUGAAGAAUCUUAAUUUAUUAUCGCGAGGACUAACAAAUGGAUAAGUAACGGAAAAGUGUAAGCUGGUAAUGAAGUGUUUCAUUAUGUAAUCAAUAGUGUGAAGAAGCUGAAGUAACGGGUUGUUGUUAUACGGUAUGGAUUCAAGACGAUGGACAUUGCUUUGGUGUGAUAGUGUUGUAUCCAAUAUAUGGAAGCAGACAAUGGACACUCCCGUCAGCUCGGAAGAAUCAAUCUUUGUCCGGCCACUCUCUUAUUGUUACACAUGAUUAGGCUAUGUGUUCAAACAUUGGGCUACGUUGACUACCUAUAA
This is a messenger RNA of Aricia agestis (brown argus), 1878 nucleotides long. Its product is annotated as protein LSM14 homolog B-B-like. Bases 63 to 1520 code for a protein of 485 amino acids. The record is from RefSeq and is a predicted model, not a curated record. Gene Ontology annotation, molecular function: mRNA binding. Gene Ontology annotation, cellular component: P-body. Lineage: Eukaryota; Metazoa; Arthropoda; Insecta; Lepidoptera; Lycaenidae. The transcript has a single exon. Gene Ontology annotation, biological process: cytoplasmic stress granule assembly; P-body assembly.